This is a messenger RNA of Monopterus albus (swamp eel), 4799 nucleotides long. It is a transcript of the gene ndst2a, whose product is annotated as N-deacetylase/N-sulfotransferase (heparan glucosaminyl) 2a. The transcript is spliced from 14 exons. Bases 774 to 3494 code for a protein of 906 amino acids. Gene Ontology annotation, cellular component: Golgi apparatus. The record is from RefSeq and is a predicted model, not a curated record. Lineage: Eukaryota; Metazoa; Chordata; Actinopteri; Synbranchiformes; Synbranchidae. Gene Ontology annotation, molecular function: hydrolase activity; heparan sulfate N-sulfotransferase activity; deacetylase activity.
ACGAUAUACUUGAGAGAAAUAACUUUAGGGGUUAAAUUUUAAACCUUCCUCCGGUAUGCUAGAUUUGGUUGAGUCCACGGCUCCAGUAGAACCAAGAUGGCGGAGGGAGCAGCGACGCGCUGAAGUUCAUUUUUAAUUCUAAACGCCGAGGUUUGCUCUGGUUAGACCGCUGUGGUUUGACAGCAGAUUCUGGUGUCUUUUUCUGAGAUGUUCAGGCUAAGUGGCCUGAGGGGUUUUGGCCCCGAAGCACAGACCACCAGGACAGACACUCCCACUUCUAAGAGGCUACACAUGGACACGUCAACAUGUAGAGACAGCUGCACAGCUGUCUGAAAGAGGGAAGUGAUUAAACAGCUGACAGUUGAGGCUGAACUACAGGAACCGAUAUUCAGGACCCGACUGAUCCUCAAGACAGAGAUCAGCUGUGUUGGUGGUAGCUUUUUUUUUUUUUUUUUUUUUGCCAAAUUCCAUUUCUCCUUCCUCAAUCCCCAUACAUUUGACAUUCCAUCUAUCAAGUAGUCAUCUGUCUUUUCUCCUUUUAUUCAGUCAUCAGUUGCACUGCACAGCUAAAAGUGUAGAACAGGUAAUGGAUGAUGCUGGCCAUGGUGACCUAGUGUAAAUGGCUAUUCUUCAGCACAGCUCAGUGCCAGUAUCUACUGCUCGAACUUCCUCCUCCGCCCCCCCCUCCUCUCACCCCUAUUCCACCUCUCUGCCCUCCUUCCCUGUUCCCUGCUCCUGCUUGCUGUCCAGUCCUUGCGCUCCCCUGCAACACCAUGGUAGGUGCAGGAUUGGGUGUGUGGAAGCUAAUGCGAGGAGUCCGCCAGCUGGAGCUUCACCGCCUCAUCCUGGCACUGAUCAUCUUCUGUUUGCUGUCCAUGGCCUUCCUAGCAUACUAUGUCUCCAACAGCCCCAAAAUCAAGGAGGCCCCCCCUUUACCCUUUAGUGACUGUGGUGGAGGAGGGGGCAUGGCACUGGGAGUGAGUACUGGGACUGCUGGAGGAGGGCCAGGUGUCCAGAGGGCACCGCUUUUUCUUCCCCCCCGACAGGGCCGACUGCGACAGGUGAAGGCAAUGGACAGUUCCAGGACUGAGCCUGUAGUUCUGGUGUUUGUAGAAAGCAUCUACUCCCAGCUGGGCCAGGAGAUUGUAGCCAUAUUAGAGUCUAGCCGCUUCCACUACCGGACAGAGAUUGCUCCUGGUAAAGGUGAUAUGCCCACAUUGACAGAGCGUAACCGUGGACGUUACACACUGAUCAUCUAUGAAAAUGUGUUGAAAUACGUUAAUCUGGAUGCAUGGAACCGUGACUUGCUGGAUAAAUACUGUGCUGAGUAUGGAGUUGGUGUCAUUGGCUUCUUCAAAGCUAAUGAAAACUCUCUUCUCAGUGCACAACUCAAAGGUUUCCCCCUCUUUCUACACUCACACCUGGGACUCAGGGACUACCGUAUCAACCCCAGUGCUCCUCUACUCUAUGUCACCAAGCCCAACCAGGUGGAGCAGGGCUCUUUACCAGGGGAUGACUGGACCAUUUUCCAGUCCAACCAUUCUACCUAUGAGCCGGUGCUUCUGGCCAGCACCAAGUCAUCUGAGGCACUGGCACAUUUUGGGCCCAGCCCGCUACGGGCCCUACAUGCUACAGUGAUCCAGGACUUGGGGCUCUAUGACGGCAUUCAAAGAGUUCUUUUUGGGAACAAUCUGAACUACUGGCUACACAAGCUGGUAUUUGUAGAUGCCAUUGCCUACCUGACAGGGAAGAGACUGUGUUUGUUUUUGGACCGCCACAUACUGGUGGACAUUGAUGAUAUAUUUGUUGGCAAGGAGGGAACCCGUAUGAAGGUGUCAGAUGUGGAGGCAUUGCUUAACACUCAAAACAAGCUGAGGACACUGGUCCCCAAUUUCACCUUCAACUUGGGAUUUUCUGGAAAGUUCUAUCAUACAGGUACCGAUGAGGAGGAUCAGGGAGAUGACAUGCUGCUGCAGCACAAGAUGGACUUCUGGUGGUUUCCUCACAUGUGGAGCCACAUGCAGCCUCACCUCUUUCACAACGUCAGCGUCUUGGCUGAGCAGAUGAGACUCAACAAGAUCUUUGCUCAGGAGCAUGGCAUUCCAACAGAUAUGGGCUAUGCAGUAGCUCCGCACCACUCUGGGGUGUACCCAGUUCACACCCAGCUCUAUGAGGCCUGGAAGGCCGUAUGGGGGAUCAAGGUGACCAGCACAGAGGAAUACCCCCAUCUGAGACCAGCUCGAUACCGCCGUGGCUUUAUCCACAAUGGAAUCCAGGUGUUGCCCAGACAGACGUGUGGUCUGUUCACCCAUACAAUCUUCUAUAAUGAAUACCCCGGAGGCUCAAAGGAGCUGGACAAGAGCAUCAGAGGAGGGGAGCUCUUCCUCACGGUCCUCCUAAACCCUAUCAGUAUCUUCAUGACCCACCUGUCUAACUAUGGCAAUGACCGGCUGGGUCUGUACACCUUCGAGUCCCUGGUGAAGUUUGUCCAGUGUUGGACCAACCUCAGGCUGCAGACGUUGCCCCCCGUCCAGCUCGCUGAGAAGUACUUCCAGAUCUUCCCUGAGGAGAAAGACCCACUCUGGCAGAACCCUUGUCAUGACAAGAGACACAAAGAUAUCUGGUCUAAAGAAAAGACCUGUGACCGACUCCCCAAGUUCCUCAUCAUUGGCCCACAGAAAACAGGCACUACAGCGCUUCAUUCAUUCCUGAGCCUCCACCCAGCAAUCACCAGCUCCUUUCCCAGCCCCAUCACCUUCGAGGAGAUCCAGUUCUUCAGUGGAGCAAACUAUGACAAUGGGAUUGACUGGUACAUGGACUUCUUCCCAUUCCCUUCCAAUGUCAGCACAGAUUUCAUGUUUGAAAAGAGUGCCAACUACUUUGACACAGAGGUGGCUCCUAAGAGAGCUGCUGCUCUGCUGCCCAGAGCCAAAGUCUUAGCAGUGCUCAUCAACCCAUCUGACAGGGCGUAUUCCUGGUACCAGCACCAGAGGGCCCACCAGGACCCCGCAGCAAUCAACAACACUUUCCAUGCAGUGGUGACAGCAGGCCCCUCAUCCCCCAGGGACCUGCUGGCCCUUCAGAGACGCUGCCUUAAUCCUGGGGCCUAUGCUACUCACCUGGAGCGCUGGCUGCAACACUACCAGCCCAGCCAGUUGCACAUUGUGAACGGGGCCCUACUGCGGACCAACCCAGCACUGGUGAUGGAGGGAAUCCAGAGAUUCCUCAGUAUCAGUCCCAUCUUCAACUACACCCAGGCUCUCAUGUACGACGACAGCAAAGGUUUCUGGUGUCAGCGGGUGGACGGGGGUCGAGCCAAAUGUUUGGGGAAGAGUAAAGGCAGAAAGUACCCAGAGAUGAGUCCUGAGUCACGUGCCUUUUUGGCUGAGUACUACCGUGAGCACAACAUGGAGCUACUGCAUCUACUGAAUCGUUUGGGCCAACCCCUGCCAUCCUGGCUCCGCCAAGAACUCCAGAGCACCAGCUGGAGCUGAGGCUACUCGCUUACAGACAGGCCAAGGAAAAGCCUGGACUGGAGUCUGUGGAUGCACCAGCCUUGCUCUGGAUUAGACAGGAUCACCAAAUCUGGAAUAAACAGCAGCACGCACACACUAAAAGAGCUACAAGGAUUGAGCUGAUGUUACUGGUGCUCCUGUCCUGUGGCAAAAAGAAGACGGCUCACGAUCUUUCUGGUGUUGGUCCCCUGUUGGAGGAGGAUCCCAGUGGCCUCUGUCUCCAAUUACUGAUUUGUGGCCAACUUCCCUCGACCACUUGGCAGCCCUCAGCCUUAGUUGGUGCAUGUUGGACGGGGGAGGGGCGCUGAUACCGUACACGUUUGCUGUGGAUCCAGAUGACUGGAAGUUUGAGGCAUAAAGAACGUGUCAAACUGCCUUAAAGCGAGAAGAGAAACUCAAAGGAUGAGAACGUGCCGAUGUGUAUGACUGGGUACAGGACUAACAUGCACAAAUCCACGUCCUAUCUUUCCACCACAAUGAUUGUAAAGCAAUUCAGUUUCGAAAGCAGUUGUAUAUCGGGGGUUGGGGUGGGGUAGGUGGGAAGUAUAUGGCCAGCAGCAGACAGUAAAGACACACAGUCUGUGUCCUGGUCCACAGUUCCAGCACACACACACACACACACACACACACAUACCUGGCCCAGCAGUGAGGGUGCUGCGUUUCCUUUUAGCCUCCCAGUUUUCCAGUCUGUUUACUGUGGUGGCAGACAUUUUAACUUGGAUUUAGAUGACAGGUCAAUGUAAAUACUAUGAAUCAGAGCACAACUCAAGCCCAGGUUUGGUCCAGGCUGUGCCUCACACUAGUGUCCUGUCAGGGAAUGAGCAUCUUAUUCCACCUGUCUAAGGUAAAGAUGGUUUUUGAAUGAAAAGGCACUGUUCUUCAUGGGAGCUGUGGUCUUGCUCCAUCCUCCAGAUUUGAUUUAACAUUACUGACAUUCUUGCUUCUAACAAACAGAUUUAAAAAAUACCCCAUCCAUGUGGCAAAUGGAGUGAACCACACAACAUAACGUGACUCCAUGGCUCUGGCUUGAGGCCUCUGCCUUAACAAUAGCUGCUGAGACUAAUCAGUGCUCUAGUAGAGUCAUUAUAUAUGAAAUGAAUAGUGCCAAAAGUUAAAAGCAACUGUUUCCCUUGGUCCUGAUAUGAUGUGACCACGAGGCAUAGCCCUGGACCAGAACUGUUAAACUCUUAGGGGCUUGUUCUUCUGUGACAGGAAAACCGUCACAUCCAGUAUCUUCUGAAAAACCAACAUACAUGACCCCACACACACACACACACACACACA